Messenger RNA from Catharus ustulatus (Swainson's thrush), 1645 nucleotides. RefSeq names its product methenyltetrahydrofolate synthetase (gene MTHFS). Gene Ontology annotation, molecular function: 5-formyltetrahydrofolate cyclo-ligase activity. Gene Ontology annotation, cellular component: mitochondrion. The transcript is spliced from 3 exons. Gene Ontology annotation, biological process: tetrahydrofolate interconversion; folic acid-containing compound biosynthetic process. Bases 1 to 603 code for a protein of 200 amino acids. The record is from RefSeq and is a predicted model, not a curated record. NCBI's taxonomy places the organism in Eukaryota, Metazoa, Chordata, Aves, Passeriformes, Turdidae.
AUGGCGGCGGCGCUGAGGGCGGCCAAGCAGCAGCUGCGGGCGGAGCUGCGACAGCGCCUGCGGGCGCUCGGCGCGGCCGAGAAGCAGCGCCAGUCCCGCCUGCUCGGGCGCAAGGUGAUUGACCAUCCCAAAUACCAAGAAUCCAAAAGAAUUGCAAUCUUCCUGAGCAUGCCAGAUGAAGUCCAGACAGAAGAAAUCAUUAAGGACAUUUUUAAGCAAGGCAAAGAGUGUUUCAUCCCCCGUUACAAACCUCAGAGCAAUCACAUGGACAUGCUGAAGUUAUCAUCAGCUGAAGACAUUUCUUCACUUGCUUUGACAUCCUGGAAUAUUCUUCAGCCCAGUGAUGAUGACACUGCAAGAGAGGAAGCUCUUGCUGGUGGAGGUCUUGACCUUAUCUUCAUGCCAGGCCUUGGGUUUGACAAAAAAGGCAACAGAUUGGGAAGAGGGAAAGGAUAUUAUGAUACCUAUCUUGAAAGAUGUAUGAAACAUCCCCGUGGAAAGCCUUACACGAUUGCUUUGGCUUUUAGAGAACAGAUUUGUGAAUCAGUGCCUGUGACAGAAAAUGAUGUUCCAAUAGAUGAAAUCCUUUAUGAAGACUGCUGAAAGUGUUUUGAUACCAACCACCUCCAGAGCAAGCAACCAAAGGUGUCAUAUCCAUCAAUCAUGUUUUUUUUCUAAUUGUCAUGUAUUACUUUGGGACCAAUAAAAUCUACUGUUUGUGUUUGGGGACAAAAACCUCAGAAAGAGUGUAACUGUGGUAAUAGUAGUGAGGAUUGUGUUGAUUUGCUUCUAAUUAGCAAAUGUCUGGUGUGAAUUCUUAUUCUAGAAUUAAUACACACAAGAAUGAAUGUUUAUUACAGCAAGGACCAUUUUUUAUCAUAAUAUUUUUGAGGUACAGACUUCUUGAUACUUAACAGUUUUAUUAUUCUGGUUUAAAAGUGAACUGUCUAGUAAUGACAGUUCUUGAUCUAUUCUGGAAUUAGAUACUCGCAAUGGUAAAAGUCCUUAGUACUUAAAUAUUGUGUGCACCCACGAGCAAAAUAAGAAACUGGUGGAGAUACCGUAGAGGAAACUGGGCAAAAAUGGUGAUGGGAAAAAAAGCCUUAAUUAAUUUUAGUGUAUGCAAUAAUUUUGACUGUUUACUUGGCUCCUUGCAGUUGACUUAAAAUAAAGGGAGUACCUGUUAAUAAAAAAGGGUUGAUGUCCAUAACUUUGGUAUGUUCUUUCCUUUAUCUGAAUACAAGAUUUUAAUGUGGUCAAGGAAUUCUCUAUCUGGAGACAGCUUUUUUUUGGGUAAAAUAGUAUUCAAAAUUACUGUAAGUUUCCUAAUUCUGUACAUAAACUAUUUGUAAUGUCCCAAAAUACUGUGUGGCACUAGAUGCUGAGAAUUGCAGAGAAAAGGUUUUAUGGAUGAAAUAAAUUUUUGGGUGGAAGAUUGGUUGUUCUCUGCUUCUCCAAACAAUCAUGGAAAUCCAGAAGAAGAUAGUGAGUUUCCUCUGCACUGUCCUUGUAGUAUAAGAACACAAUAUUUCCAAUGGGAUCAAUCAAACUGUCAGAAUUUUGUGUUCCUUCUUCAAUGCAACUUCACCUUUUCUAUGCGUUCUUAACUCUUCCCUCAAUCAAUAAAUCAGUGUGUUUAUUUUCA